This is a messenger RNA of Plasmodium fragile, 2898 nucleotides long. RefSeq lists its product as uncharacterized. NCBI's taxonomy places the organism in Eukaryota, Apicomplexa, Aconoidasida, Haemosporida, Plasmodiidae. The transcript has a single exon. The record is from RefSeq and is a predicted model, not a curated record. Gene Ontology annotation, cellular component: nucleus. Gene Ontology annotation, molecular function: RNA binding. The coding region runs from base 1 to 2898 and encodes 965 amino acids.
AUGUUUUCAUUCGGCCUCAAAAGAAAAAAAAAGGAGGAGGAGCAAUCCGUCGAGGAAAAAGCAGAUGAGGGGAACGAAAGCCCUGCAGGUGAUAAGAAUGACAACAAGCAACUGAGCGACGAGGAUAAAGCCAAGGAGGAAGCGGACAAUGAGGAAAAGCAGGUAGAUAGUAGAGGCACAAAUAGAAGGACAAGGAAAGCACCUGUUAGGAAAAAAAAGAAGGCACAGAAGGAAGAGGAGGAAAUUGAAGAAGAAAAAGCAGAGAAGGAAGAGGAAGAUAAGAAAGGCAAAAAGGGUAAGAAACAGCCGCAGCCUAGGAAAGGUGCCGCGAGGAAGGGCAAAAAGGCUGCCGCAGAUGAAAAGGAAGAAAACGACAAUAAGGACGAGGCAAAUGCAGCGAACGACGAAGCAGACAAGGAGAAUGAAGACCAGGAACGAAAGAAAGAAUUAAAGGUUGAAGAAGAAUUAAAGGAUAAGGACGCCAAAGCAAGCGCCUUAACACUGGAAAUUUUGGGAGAUAUCCCAGAUGCUGAUAUGAAGCCCCCAGAAAAUGUUCUAUUCGUUUGUAAGCUCAAUCCUGUAACGGAAGAAGAUGAUUUAAAAACCAUUUUCGCGAGAUUCGGACCCAUCAUAUCGUGUAACAUUGUAAAGGAUAAAGUAACAAACAACUCACUCCAGUACGCUUUUAUUGAAUUUGAAAAGAAGGAAGACUGCCUAAAUGCCUACUUCGAAAUGGACAACGUCAUUAUUGACGACAGAAGAAUACACGUAGACUUCUGCCAGUCUUUAGCAAAAUAUAAAGGAGAAAUAAAAAACUGGAAAAUCGAAAAUAAGGUUGUCCUGGAAAAUAUUAAAAAAAGGAAAUUGGACCAAGAGGAUACCAAAAGGAAGAGGAGGGGCAAAGUAACUUCCGAUGGAGAACCGAACGAUGAAGAAGAAGAAAACAUUCGGGUCUUCAAAUACGAAAGUGAUAACAACACAAAGGAAGAACAUGAAAAUAAUUCCAAUAAGGAAGCAAAAAAAUAUGAACAAAAGGAUAGCCCAAACGAAAAUGCUCCGGAGGGCGGCAAGUACGACCAGAGUAAUGAAAAAAGAUAUAACAACUCUAAGUACUACAAAGACAAUUAUAAUAAUUAUUCCAAUCAGUACCCCUACAGAAGGUAUCCGUACAAAUACAGAUAUAAUAAUAAUUACAAUGCCCCUUAUGGGAAGAACUUUUUCUAUCGAAAAAAUUAUAACAACAAUUACCAUGAUAAGUAUAACUACUAUGAUAAAGUCAGAAAAAAUAGCAUGUUCAACAAAAGGCAUUAUUCUCCAAAGGAUAGUGGUGGUCACCGAAAUGACGACUACUCCAGUCGGUACAGAAGACAACGUAGUCACUCUUCGGACAACUCGCAGAAAAAGAAACUAGAUAAGGAAGAUGCAAGAACAAGUGAAAAUAGAAAAUAUAGUAAUAAAUCGAUGGAAAAAUCUCCCAAAGGAGGAGAACAUGAUGAGUAUGACUACGAAAAGGAUGGUCAGGGGGAAAGAGGAUACUCAAAUGAUAACAAUGCAGAUGACGAUAAGUUAAAAAGUGGAAAAAAAAUGAAAGAUAGGGAUGCCUCUACAUCCAGACCUGGUGAAAAUGGCCAUUAUAACAAAUACAAUCACGAAAGGGGGGCUGGUGAUGAUGAACGGAAUUCCAAUUAUAAAAUGCAUAGAAAAACGAAUAGGUCACGUUCAAAUUCUGUUAGGAUGGAAAAUAAGGAAGACCACAACAAGGGGUACAUGAAACGUGAUGGAUAUAAUAACAAUGAUUAUUACUAUGAUAAAAAACGAAAAUACGGACAGUACGAUGGGCCACCCAGGGAUUACGAAAAAGGACGGGACGACGGCUACGCUUAUAAUAAUGACUAUUAUAAAGGCUCCUACAAUAAAAGGCAGAAAGGGUAUCCAGGAGACGAGCACAAUGACAGGUAUAAGAAUGCAUACCCAAAGUAUGUGGACAGGUAUGAAAAAAAUUUCUACCCAAAAUAUGAACGAAAGGAUUUUUACGACCAGGAUAAAAAGUAUUACGAUGCGGACAAAAAACCCAAUAAGUACAAAAAUGAUGAGUACCGAAAGUAUGACAGGAGCCCUGCUUACAAUUACAAGGCAGAAAAUAAAAAAUAUGGCGACAAAAACGAGGAUUAUUAUAACAAGGCAAAGUAUAACAGGUACAACUCUCACGAGCGGGAUGAUACUAAGAGGUAUAAUAAGGACAACAGAAAUUACGGCAGCGGCUACAAGGACGACAAGAGCUAUGGCAAGUAUAAGGAUAAAACAUACGACCGCGAGGGUGGCGAGGAUGCGCAGAGGGGCCCCAAAUAUUACAACAGGGAAGACAGAAAAUGGUACGACAGGCGCGAUGAUAGAAACUACUACAAAGACACCAAAUCGAGGCAAAAGGAUGGUUACAGACAUGAUGACCUCGACAAAGGAAAACGAGACCAAUCGUAUGAUAGAAAAAACAAAAGGGACGAUAGCAGAGAUCGCGCUAGUGACAAAAAAGGUUACAACUACAAAAGUAAAAGGGGAAAAUACGCGGACGGAGAAAAUGAUGAUGAUCAUUAUAACGCCUCUCCCAAUACAAAGCGAGACAGAACAAAUAAGGACAACAGAAAAGGAAGGUCAAGAUCGUACUCCGACGCAAGUCAUAACAGUUCUGCUAAAUAUGCGUCCAAGGGCAAAAAUCAAAAGGAAAAAUAUUCGUCACAUGAUAACAAAAAUGACAACAGGAAGAAAAGUUAUGACGAUGAUGAUUACGAACAAGAUAAUCGCUCGGUUAGCAACUCGAAAAAUUCUUAUUCAGACAACCGGGAAGAUAGAGACAGCUCCUACAACCCCAAAUCGGAAUCUGCUAAUUCGGCCUACUCAUGA